Bursaphelenchus okinawaensis is the source of this 686-nucleotide messenger RNA. Lineage: Eukaryota; Metazoa; Nematoda; Chromadorea; Rhabditida; Aphelenchoididae. The record is from the annotation of a GenBank genome assembly.
AUGGAAUUGGCUAAGAAAUAUGAUUUACUGAAGUUGACAGUUCAGCUGUAAGUUAUUUGUUGUUUUAGGUAAUAAAAUGCAUUUUUAAUUGAGAAACACGAAUUUUAUUACCUAAAUUAGUCUUCAUCACAAACUUUUGUUUCUAAUAAUAUGUUUGGGUACAAUAUUUCUUAUUGUUAAUCUGUUGAUCUUAACAUUAAAAGUGUUUGUUUUAGAGAAUUUUCAAACCGCAAAGAUGAAGUUGAAAGUCAGAAGGAGUUCGCAGCGCUUUGCCAGAUGGCGGUGGAGAAAUUUUUGGGGGAAGCUGGCCCUGAAUACGUUGUAGACAAGUUCUUUGACAAGAAAACACAGACAGGUGCUUUAAUAUUUGAUGCUGAACAUUUGAAUCAUAUUUGGGCUGCGUUGACACUUCAAGGAAGUUAUUUGGACUCGCGGAUAUCAAUUCAGAUGAAAAAGGUAAUUAGUUUUGUUAGUUUUUGGGAUUUUAGGACAUCUGAAGCUUUGAUAGCAUGAAUUAUAAGGUUUAUCUGUGGUUGUCAUCAGAAAGUGUAUCAUUAUGUUUUUAUACAAGCCUUUAUGGUUAUUGGUGGUUUUACUUCCAAUAACCUUCAAAAAUUCGCGUUUUAUUUAAAUUGUUAUAUGUUUUUCAGAUUGAAUCAGUUCAACAGAUGUUUCAAGAGCUUUAA